UGCAACAUGGAGCCCGGGGCAGGAUUGUGGGAGAAUAGUAGUUCUCAGUUGAAAGAAAGCCAAUGGAUACUUUCAGAGAGAGAACGAGACGAGGACGCUGCCAACUGAAAGCUAUUCUGGAUAUCUCGGAAGGGACCUAGGCUUACUUUAGCCUGGAUUUCAACGCAAUAUUAAUGACUUGUUCGGAGUGGGAAUAUGUUUCUUUCUUUCGUUUUUUUAUGAGUUGUUGUCCCAUGAUUUCCUUUUGCAACAACUGGAGUCGAUGGGCGCUUCUAAAGUGAAAAGUUGCUUUACAGCUGUUUUACUUAGUUGUAAUCAGAUGCUGUCAGUCUCUCGGUUUCAAUUCUCUUGGGCAGAAAGUUUUUUUUAUUACACGUGAUCAGGUUUCCUAAAGUUCGAGUGUGUUAUCUUGGGAUGACUGCAGCUGUCUCUUCGUGGAGGAAGGCAAGAUUCUCACUUGGAUCCGCGCUAUUGGCAACAAAGAAAUACUGUUUUAAUCGUUGAAGUUACAUGGUGUAACCCCCCCAAGAAAUCGUUCCUAAUUCUAAUUGUUUUUACCUUUUUUUUUUCUGAUAGCGGCGAAGACCAUUAGAUGAAAUUGAAUUAUAAAUCGUGUCGUUUGGCAAACAAAGAAGGAUGUACCGACCCUUUUUCAGAUUGGUUAACGCCGAACAUAUAAAUCGAACCCCUUGCAAGAAAUGGAGGGGAAAAUCCACAUUAUGGUGGAAAAGAGGUUUGAAACAUGACUAAAACUGUCAGGGUGUUCUGAGGGACAUUUUGGGGUUUUGCAGAAAGCGCCAGGCCAUUUUAUAGUACACCCACAAACCCCUGCUUUACACGCUACUUGAUAUUAAUAUAUUCUUUUCUUUGCCAGUGCUGCAGUAGCCUAAUUAUAUAGGCUUAUAAUUAGAAAAAAUGAGGGUAAAAGCCGUGGAUUUGUUCCAACUGUUACUUAUUUUGCUACUCGGAGGCGAUGGCUCUGCGGUAUUAUCUGAUUGUAAAACAUAUGAUGAACGCUCAAAAAGCGCAGGGAAAAGCACACCGUCGGUGGCCACAGCGGAUAGGAAAGUGGUCUGCAGCAAUAUGGAACUCCAUCAGGUGUUACCUCCGGAUUCCUUUCAUAACAGAACAGUCACUUUGAUUUUAAGCAACAACAAAAUUCAGGAAUUGAGGAAUGGAUCCUUCAUCGGGCUGUCUACUUUAGAGAGACUGGACAUACGAAACAACAUCAUCAGCCGCGUCGAACCAGGGGCUUUUCUUGGACUUCCGUCACUCAAAAGACUAGAUCUGUCCAACAACCGCAUCGGCUGCCUCAAUGUGGACAUAUUCAAAGGCCUCACAAGUUUGGUUCGACUAUAUCUUUCAGGAAACAUGUUUUCGUCACUGGCCCAAGGGACGUUUGACAGCUUGGGGGCGUUGAAGACUUUGGAGUUCCAGACGCCAUACCUGCUGUGCGAUUGCAACCUGCGGUGGCUGUUGCACUGGAUCAAAGACAAUAAUGUGGGUGUGAAAGACACCAGCUGCUCAUAUCCUCGCUCCUUGCUUGGCCAGCACAUCACCUCCAUCAAUCCUGAGCUGCUCACCUGUGACGCGCCUCUGGAGCUGCCCUCCUUCCAGCUGACGCCGUCACAGCGCCAGAUCGUGUUUCAGGGCGACAGCCUGCCCUUCCAGUGCCAGGCCUCAUUCGUGGCGGAGGACAUGCAGGUGCUGUGGUACCAGGACGGCCGCAUGGUAGAGCCUGACGCCGCCCAGGGCAUCUUCAUCGAGAAGAGCAUGGUGCAGAACUGCUCCCUCAUCGCUAGCGCGUUGACCAUCUCUAACAUCCAGCCCGGUUCUACGGGGAACUGGGAGUGCCGUGUGAGAACCAGCCGAGGGAACACCACACGCACCGUGCACAUCGUUGUGCUGGAGAGCUCGGCCAAGUACUGCCCACCUGACAGAGUGUCCAACAAUAAAGGAGACUUCCGGUGGCCUCGCACCCUGGCGGGCAUCACAGCCUACCUGCCCUGCAACAAGUUGGCAUCGGGCGCAGGAAUAUACUCGGGCUCGCUGAUCGACGAGCGGCGGGCGUGGCGGCGCUGCGACCGCGGGGGUCUGUGGGCCGAGGAUGACUACUCCCGAUGCCAGUACCAGAAGGACGUCACCCGGGUCCUCUACAUCAUCAACCAGAUGCCUCUGAACAUGACAAACGCUGUGAUCACGGCCCGGCAGCUGCUCGUUUACACGGUGGAGGCCGCCAACUUCUCAGACAAGAUGGAUGUUAUCUUUGUGGCCGAGAUGAUCGAGAAGUUUGGCAAGUUUGCGGAGAAAUACAAGGAGCUGGGGGAUGUAAUGGUGGAUAUCUCCAGUAACUUGAUGCUAGCUGAUGAACGGGUGCUGUGGAUGGCCCAGCGCGAGGCCAGGGCCUGUUCACGCAUUGUGGAAUGUCUUCAGAGGAUUGCCGUACAUCGCCUAACCAGCGGAGCUCAGGUCUACUCCACCAACUCCCAUAACAUCGCCCUGGAGGCCCACGCCGUCAAGGCGAGCAGCUUCAACGGCAUGACCUGCACGCUGUUCCAGAAGCUGAUGCCGGACCGCAUCGCUCUCAGAGACUUGGACGGCAACCCGGACCGCCAGCUCAGCUUCAAGUGCAACGUCACCAGCACCCUGUCCAGCCUGGCCCUGAAGAACACCAUAGUUGAAGCCUCCCUGCAUCUGCCUCCCUCGCUGUUCUCCCAGUACUCCGUCCCCGGCCAGGCUGACGACACUGUCUACAAGCUCCACCUGCUGGCCUUCCGCAACGGCAAGCUCUUCCCCUCCACGGGCAACUCCACUCUGCUGGCUGACGGGGGGAAGCGGAGAAACGUGGCCACCCCUGUGCUCUUGGCCAAGAUAGAGGGUUUCCCACUUCAAGGCCUGCGGGUCCCGGUGAACGCCACACUGAGGAGAUUUUCCCGCGGCUCGGACGCUGUGCCUGCCUGCUGGAACUUCAGCCUGCUGGGUGGGCAGGGUGGCUGGCAGAGCGAAGGCUGCCGGGUCCUCAGCCACCACGACAACUUCACCACGCUCUCCUGCGAUUCCCUCGGCAACUACGCCGUACUGAUGGAUCUCACUGGGGUGGAGUAUUUCUCCCCCAGCAUAGUGCCUCUCCAUCCAGUAAUCUACGUCACAGCCAUUGUCCUGCUCCUCUGUCUGCUGACCAUCAUCGUCAGCUACAUCUACCACCACAGGUCUGUUCGCAUUAGCCGUAAAUUCUGGCACAUGCUGGUCAACCUCUGCCUUCACAUCUUCCUCACCUGUGGCGUCUUCGUCGGCGGUAUUAACCAGACACGCUAUGCCAGUGUGUGCCAAGCCGUGGGCAUCGUUCUGCACUACUCUACCCUGGCCACAGCCCUGUGGGUGGGCGUGACUGCACGCAACAUCUACAAGCAGGUGACCCGCAAGGCCAAGCGCUACGAAGAGCUGGAUGAGCCCCCGCCUCCUCCACGACCAAUGCUGAGGUUCUACCUAAUCGGCGGAGGGAUACCGAUCAUCGUCUGUGGCAUAACUGCAGCCGCCAACAUCAAAAACUAUGGUAGCCGGAUCAACGCACCAUACUGCUGGAUGGCGUGGGAGCCAAGCCUGGGGGCCUUCUACGGCCCUGUUAGCUUCAUCGUUUUUGUGGACUGCAUGUACUUCCUUAGCAUCUUGCUCCAGCUGCGACGCCACCCCGAGCGGCGCUACGAGCUGAAGGAGCCUGCUGAGGAGCAGCAGCGGCUGGCCGGAGACACUCCAGCCGCCCUCCUCCACGUCGCGUCAUUGUCCACAGUGUCGGCUCCCCACGCCGUGUCCCUGUCGGCCCUGGAGAACGAGCACACGUUUGCCGCGCAGCUCCUGGGCGCGGCGGCGACCCUGGGUCUUUACGCUGCGCUGUGGGUGUUCGGUGCCCUGUCUGUGUCCCAGGAGAGGCCGGCCGACCUGGCGUUCUCCUGCCUGUUCGGCGUGGCGGCGCUGGCCCUGGGCGGCUUCCUGACGGCGCACCACUGUGUCAACCGCCAGGACCUGAGGCGACACUGGGCCCAGACUUGUUGCCGAGGGAGACGGGCCUACUCGGCCCAGGAGGAUGCCCUGCUGCCGCUCGCCGGGGCCUCCACGGCGUCUGCUGCCGGGUCGGUCGGCAGGAGCAACGGUGAGGCGGCUAAGUCCGUCCACAGCAGUGGCGAGUCGUCCUGCACCAACCGGAGCGCCCCCAGCUUACGAAGCCCCGCCCAGGGAAGUAAACUGACCAAUUUGCACGCGGAAGCGGCGCAGAACCGGUCCCUGCCCCUCUUGCCCCUGCCAGUGCCGGGGAACGGAUCCGCCCUGCUGGACAACAGCCUGACGGAGCACUCGGCGGACAACGAGAUCAAGAUGCACGUGGCGCCCGUGGAGGUGCAGUUCCGGCCCGUCAACGGCGGUAACCACGCCGGCGGCGUCGCCAACGGACACGCAGGCCGGCAUCACAAGAACAGGGCGCGGGCCCACCGGGCCAGCCGGCUGACAGUGCUGCGCGAGUACGCCUAUGAUGUGCCGACCAGCAUUGACGGCAGCGUGCAGAGCGCCCCCCACCGGCGGCAUCGCCACGAACACCACGACAGCCAGCAGGCACGAAGCAGCCGCCGGGCCGCCUACAUGGCCUACCGGGAGCGCCACCAGAGCCAGAUGCAGCAGGACAGCAGCGACGCCAGCACGUCCCUCCCCCGGCGCUCGCGCUAUGCCGACAAGGGAGGGGGUGGUGUUCUGGGCAAUGGGGUUGUCGGGGGGGUGGGGCGCGAAAGCACAGGGACAUCGGUUGGAGCGGGCGGCGAAGGAGAAAGCGAGGGGUUCGGGACUGCGGCGAGCGUGACAAGUAAAGAAAGUCGUGGCGUCAAGCAGCCCAAUAACACUGACCUGCCGGAGGUCCAGUCCAAGUCGUACGGGCUCAACCUGGCGACGCAGAAUGGCGCGGUUAAAGACAACGGGCAGAUCGUCCCCUUGAUCAACACAGAGAGCUCGACCUCGGCCAACAUUAAGACUGGCUUGUGGAAACACGAAACUACCGUGUAGCAAAUGUUUUCUGCACCAAAGACUGCAUAUCACAUGCUAUCUCCCUUCAACUGUGAAAUGUUUGUUUCUAUCAUUGUUAUUUUUUAGAUUGACCAUUGGGGAAAAAAUGAGCUAUUCAAAAUAUAGGAAAAUUAGUCAGAAUAUUUUGAAUUUGUGAAAGUGUGUUUUGGAUGCCAGUUGUCAGUGUCUUUAGUAGACAUUUUGCAAAUGUUCUAUUUUUGUAUCAUUUAAUCCUGAAUGGUUAUGCUGUUCUGUAAUUCCGUAAGUGAAACUGCAUGGUCUGUGUUCUUGCCCUGUCCAUAUCCAUUGGGCUGGUUCUUUUUUAUUUUCUAGUUUAAGCGUAAUAAACUAAACAUUUCUAAUUUCA
Messenger RNA from Esox lucius (northern pike), 5410 nucleotides. It is a transcript of the gene adgra3, whose product is annotated as adhesion G protein-coupled receptor A3. Gene Ontology annotation, cellular component: plasma membrane; external side of plasma membrane. The transcript is spliced from 19 exons. The record is from RefSeq and is a predicted model, not a curated record. Gene Ontology annotation, biological process: cell surface receptor signaling pathway; G protein-coupled receptor signaling pathway. NCBI's taxonomy places the organism in Eukaryota, Metazoa, Chordata, Actinopteri, Esociformes, Esocidae. Bases 916 to 5043 code for a protein of 1375 amino acids. Gene Ontology annotation, molecular function: protein binding; G protein-coupled receptor activity.